UGACACAGGGGAUCUUCUGAUUGGUCCCCCCACAUUGCUGGAAAUUUCAGCCAUCUGCCAUCUCAGGAGCAGUGAACAUCCAACAUAUCUCCUUAUUCUACAUGUUCACAUCUAGUGGCCAAAGAGGAUGAGGAAACUGAAGCCCAGACGCCAGGAGUGACUAUUCAAAGACCAUAGGUCUUUCCAGGUGCUGGAAAAAGUACAUCUAAAAUCCAGGUCUCCUGACACCUAGCCAGCAAAUGAUACACUUUCCCCAUUGUCACACAGUUCAGUUUAAUUUAACAUAUAUUCACUAAGUAUUAAUUACAUGUACUUCAGUGUGCUGAAUUCCAGGAAUAAAAAAGACCAAAAAGGAAUUACCUCUGCCCUCUGGGAUCUUAUCUUCUACUGAUAACAUGAAUGCAGAUGAGCAGAUUCAAAAUAUCAUGAGUGCAUGAAAAGCCUUCCCCCAUUUCCUGAUGUUAUCUUUGUCCACAGGAAUGUGACUCAAAGUUGACCGUUCCUGGUCAUGGCCUCUCCCAACCACACAAGUACUAGUCACACUGUAUUCAUCUUGCUGGGCAUCCCUGGACUAGAGGCCCAGCACUUAUGGAUCUCCAUCCCCUUCUGUUUCUCUUACCUAGUUGCUCUCCUUGGCAACAGCCUCCUUAUCUUUGUCAUCAUCAAUGAACGCAGCCUCCAUGAGCCCAUGUACCUUUUCCUCUCCAUGCUUGCUGGGACUGACCUCAUCCUCUCUAACACAGCUUUGCCAAAGGCUUUGGCCAUAUUCUGGUUCCAAGCUGGAGAGAUCUCCCUGGAUGGAUGCGUCACUCAGAUUUUCUUCAUCCAUUCCACAUUCAUUGCCGAGUCAGGAAUCCUAUUGGCAAUGGCAUUUGACCGCUAUGUGGCCAUCUGUGACCCACUGAGAUAUGCCACUGUCCUCAGCCGCAGGACAAUUGGUUAUGUUGGUCUGGCUGUCAUUGUGAGGAGCUUUUGCGUGAUUCUUCCUGAUGUGUUCCUGGUCAAGAGGCUACCCUUCUGUCGCAGCCGAGUACUCCCCCACACCUACUGUGAGCAUAUGGCCGUGGCCAAGUUCGCUUGUGCUGACAUCCGUGUGAAUGUCUGGUAUGGCCUAUCUGUCCUCCUUUUCACUGUUGUGCUGGAUGCCCUGCUUAUAGCUAUUUCUUACAUCCUCAUACUUCGAGCUGUCUUCCGCCUCCCAUCUCAGGGAGCCCGUAGCAAAGCUUUGGGCACAUGUGGCUCCCAUCUUGGGGUCAUCUCCAUGUUUUACCUUCCAGGAAUUUUCACUAUCAUCACCCAGAGGUUUGGGCGCCAUGUUCCCCUUCACACCCACAUUCUCCUGGCCAACGUCUGUAUGCUGGCUCCUCCUAUGCUGAAUCCCAUAAUCUAUGGGGUGAAGACCAAGCAGAUCUGGGACCGUGUAGUUAAUUUCCUAUUUUCAUGGGGAAAGUAAAGCUGAGAA
Molecule: messenger RNA, 1462 nt
Organism: Phascolarctos cinereus (koala)
Lineage: Eukaryota; Metazoa; Chordata; Mammalia; Diprotodontia; Phascolarctidae
Source: RefSeq, a predicted model, not a curated record